AUGACCCCCGUAUCCCAGCAAUUGAGCGGAUUUGCAAUCCAUCAUCCGCCGGCGAGGAGAGCGGGAUUGAUCCUGCUGACAGUGGUGGUGAUUUUCCGUAUUCUGAUAGUGGGAAUAGUCGGCGAGAAGGUGUACGAGGACGAGCAGAUCAUGUUCAUCUGCAACACCAUGCAGCCCGGCUGCAACCAGGCCUGCUACGACAAGGCCUUCCCCAUCUCGCACAUCCGCUACUGGGUGUUCCAGAUCAUCCUGGUGUGCACGCCCAGCCUGUGCUUCAUCACCUACUCGGUGCACCAGUCCGCCAAGGCGCGCGACCGGAGCUACUCCCUCCUCCACUCCCACAUGGACCACCACGGCCACGGCCACCACGGUCGCCAUCACGACCACCACGCCCGCAAGCUGCACGCCCGCAACAUCAACGGCAUCCUGGUGCACCCGGAGUCCAGCAAGGAGGACCACGACAUGGACGUGAAGGAGAUCCCCAACGGGCCCCGGGGGCUCACCCAGACGCACAAGAGCUCCAAGGUGCGUCGGCAGGAGGGCAUCUCCCGCUUCUACGUCAUCCAGGUGGUGUUCCGCAACGCGCUGGAGAUCGGGUUCCUGGCCGGCCAGUACUUCCUGUACGGCUUCAACGUGCCGGGGAUGUUCGAGUGCGACCGCUACCCGUGCGUGAAGGAGGUGGAGUGCUACGUGUCGCGGCCCACGGAGAAGACGGUCUUCCUGGUGUUCAUGUUCGCGGUGAGCGGCAUCUGCGUCCUGCUCAACCUGGCCGAGCUCAACCACAUCGGCUGGAGGAAGAUCAAGUCGGCCAUGCGGGGCGUCCAGGCCCGGAGGAAGUCCAUCUGCGAAGUGCGCAAGAAGGACGUGUCGCACCUGUCCCAGGCCCCCAACCUGGGCCGGACCCAGUCCAGCGAGUCGGCCUACGUCUGA
Molecule: messenger RNA, 930 nt
Organism: Menidia menidia (Atlantic silverside)
Lineage: Eukaryota; Metazoa; Chordata; Actinopteri; Atheriniformes; Atherinopsidae
Source: the annotation of a GenBank genome assembly